Molecule: messenger RNA, 1662 nt
Organism: Rattus rattus (black rat)
Lineage: Eukaryota; Metazoa; Chordata; Mammalia; Rodentia; Muridae
Product: igE-binding protein-like
Exons: 2
Biological process (GO): viral process
Molecular function (GO): nucleic acid binding; zinc ion binding
Source: RefSeq, a predicted model, not a curated record
AUGUUUGGUCUUGAUCUCUCUCAUCUUUCUCCCCCAUUAGAAGAUGCGGUGGAAGCUUUUGUUAUUAUUUUGGCAGCGCUCAUUCUUUUUCUUUUGGUUUUCGAUUUUGUGGCUGCUACUAGGCACAGUCAGAAGUCGUGCCUAGAAGAUGAGAAAUGCUGCCCAACAGUAAUAGCAGGACAAGGGGCGUUAGAGGAGUUACAGGACAGCAUGUCAGAAACAGAGCGAGGUGAAAGAUUAGAAGCUUUAAGAAGGAAAGGUGCACCUAAGAAAAGAGGCCCUUCCAAGGACCUUGGAUCCGAGGAAGCAAGAGAUAGGGGAAAGGACGCCCUGGGAGAGAAACAGGGGAAGGAGAAGAAAACCCCGAAAAAAAGCCUUUAACCGGUAGAGGAGUUAGAGGCUUUGGGGCUUGAUAGUUCAGAAACAGACAAGCUUAGCCCCUCUGAGGAAGAGGAUUUAGAAGAUGAGGCAGCUCGCUAUGAAGAAGAAAGAUACCACCCAGAUGAACGACGAGCUAACAGAAACCCCAGCGCCUCUCCACCUUAUAUGGAAAGAUUUCACUCAGAUUCCUUCCUCACUAAAGAUGAACAAAAAAAGAUACGGCAGGUAUUUCCGGUGUUUGAGGCUGUUGAUGGAGGCCAUGUUCAUGCACCAGUAGAAUAUAUCCAAAUUAAAGAACUUGCCGAGUCGGUCCGUAACCACGGAGUUAGCGCCAAUUUCACUAUUUCUCAAGUCGAGAGGCUUGCCACUCUGGUCAUGACUCCAGGAGACUGGCAGACAACAGUGAAGGCUGCACUCCCUAAUAUGGGGCAAUAUAUGGAAUGGAAAGCCUUGUGGUAUGACGCCUCUCAAGCACAGGCCAAAGUCAAUGCCACUGCUGAAGGCGAUCAAAGAAAUUGGACACUCAAUCUGCUAACAGGACAAGGGCAGUAUGCCAAUAAUCAAACAAAUUACAAUUGGGAAGCAUACGCUCAAAUCUCCGCUGCCGCCAUUAAGGCGUGGAAGGCACUUUCCAGGAAGGGAGAGUCUGGGGGACACCUAACAAAAAUUAUACAAGGCCCCCAGGAGCCAUUCUCAGACUUCGUGGCUAGGAUGACAGAGGCAGCAGGCAGGAUCUUUGGAGACCCUGAACAAGCAAUGCCUUUAGUGGAACAGUUGGUCUAUGAGCAAGCCACACAGGAAUGCAGAGCAGGUAUUACACCUAGAAAGAGCAAAGGGUUACAGGACUGGCUGAGAGUUGGCCGGGAACUUGGAGGCCUGCUUACUAAUGCCGCCCUCGCGGCUGCUAUCCUACAGGGCCAAAAGCGCUCAGGUAUAGGUGAUCGCAAGGUCUGCUAUAACUGUGGCAAACCAGGACAUUUAAAAAGGGAUUGCCAGGCCCUCACAAAAAGGAGAGCACCAGGACUGUGUACUAAGUGUGGGAAAGGCUAUCAUUGGGCCAGUGAAGGUCGCUCAGUUAGAGAUAUCAAAGGCAGGCUAAUAUAGCCCGGACCUCCCCAGGCAGAAGAAGCUGAAAAAGCUCCAAAAAAACGGGUAUCCGGGCCCCAAUCUCAGGGCCCCAAAACAUAUGGGACCCCAGCUCAAACAAGUGGACACCACGUCCACAGAACUACAGAAGGCUCAGCAGGAGGGACCUCCGCUCCACCACCCAAUUCAUGUUAA